Salarias fasciatus (jewelled blenny) is the source of this 2030-nucleotide messenger RNA. RefSeq names its product NK2 homeobox 1 (gene nkx2-1). The record is from RefSeq and is a predicted model, not a curated record. Gene Ontology annotation, cellular component: nucleus. Gene Ontology annotation, molecular function: RNA polymerase II cis-regulatory region sequence-specific DNA binding; DNA-binding transcription factor activity, RNA polymerase II-specific. The transcript is spliced from 2 exons. NCBI's taxonomy places the organism in Eukaryota, Metazoa, Chordata, Actinopteri, Blenniiformes, Blenniidae. Gene Ontology annotation, biological process: cell differentiation; regulation of transcription by RNA polymerase II. The coding region runs from base 496 to 1539 and encodes 347 amino acids.
AACAUCACUACAGUUAAUAAAGUGUAUUGUGGUCACUGCAAUCCAAAGGUGCGGCGGUGUGUUUGUCCGCAACAAGUCACAAACUCCCAAACGCCGCGGAGCUUUGGACGCAGCCGGGAUGAUGAGCAUUUAUGAUCAUGUACGGCGCUUCUGUUAUUGUCAGUGGGAGGGGAGCACAUGUCUUGUAAGUGAAAUUACGCUCGGCGAAAGGAGGCUCGAGCUGUUUUGUAUUGUUGCCGAUGCCCCGCCUCUGAUGGUAGCCUUAAACCUGGCACCAAGCUAAAACAAACCAAAGCCUGCACCGAGCUCCCACUCAAUCCAAUUAAGGCGGACUCGAGGCUCUCCUACGUGUUCAUCUACCAGGAUCGACGUUGAGACAACAGGAACCAGAGGGGCUUUGGCCAAAAAAAAAAAAAAAAAAAAAAAAAAAAAAAAAGGGAGAGAGAAGGAGAGAUUGCCUUGCCUUCUAAUUUCUCCCUCUCCAGCCCCAGAACAAUGUCGAUGAGCCCUAAGCAUACGACUCCUUUUUCUGUUUCCGAUAUCUUGAGUCCCCUUGAGGAGAGCUAUAAGAAAGUAAGUAUGGAGAAUAACAACUUGGGGGCACCUCUCACUUCUUACCGGCAGCCGCAGGUCUCUCAAGCGGCGAUGCAGCAGCACCACAUGGGCCAUAAUGGGACUGUGUCUGCGGCUUACCACAUGACUGCUGCAGGUGUCUCUCAGCUGUCACACACGGCCAUGGGGGGCUACUGUAACGGCAACCUGGGCAACAUGGGCGACCUGCCGUCCUACCAGGAUGGCAUGAGGGGCAGCGCGACGGCCACCGGCUGGUACGGAGCCAACCCGGACCCGCGGUUCUCCACCAUUUCUCGCUUCAUGGGCUCUUCGUCGGGCAUGAACAUGGGCAGCAUGGGCAGCCUGAGCUCCCUGGCGGACGUGGGUAAAGGCAUGGGCUCCCUGUCCAGCACCCCGAGGAGAAAGAGGCGCGUGCUGUUCUCGCAGGCGCAGGUGUACGAGCUGGAGCGCCGCUUCAAGCAGCAGAAAUACUUGUCUGCGCCGGAGAGGGAACACCUGGCAAGUAUGAUCCACCUCACCCCGACGCAGGUGAAGAUCUGGUUCCAGAAUCACCGGUACAAGAUGAAGAGGCAGGCGAAGGACAAAGUGUCCCAGCAGCAGAUGCAGCAGGACAGCGGCUCCUGCCAGCAGCAGCAGCAGCAGUCCCCGCGGAGGGUGGCGGUGCCGGUGCUGGUGAAGGACGGAAAGCCGUGCCAGGGCAGCGGCCACACGCCGACGUCCUCGGCGCAGACACACCACCAGCAAGGGGGCAACGUCAUGAUCAUGUCCAACAACACGUCCGGCCUCGGGCCGCAUCAGAACCAGCAGGUGGGGAGCACGGGCCACUCUCCGGACUUGGCGCCACACUCCUCCAGCCCCCCGUCCCUGCAGAGCCAGGUGGCCGGCCUCUCGCACCUCAACUCCCCGGGCGCAGAGUACGGCUCGGCGCUGCAGUGCUCGGCCCUGUUAUACGGCAGGACGUGGUGACACGAGGCGCCAGCGAUCGUUUGAAAUUUUUCUUCUAUUCACACGAAAAAAAGAAAAGACUUUUUUUUCCCCUCCUCCUGUCAAGACUGGGCAAGUUUCACUGUAAAUGUGCGAAUUUGAACAAGAACCGAGAAAACCGUGCAGCUCUUUUUGAUUUUUUUUUAAUUUGAUUUUUAUUUUUACUUUUUUUUUUUUUUUUUUUGCUUUUUGAAAGGAAGUGUGACUGUGUGGAAGAAACACUUGUCCAAAAAGUGCGGACGUGGGAUUUAUUUAUGUAAAUUAUAUCGAGACAAAAGAAGAAUCAGCAGUCAAAUAGGCCGCAGGAAAAAACAAAAAACUGAACUUGAACAGGGACUAUAAGCGACAGGACUGCUGAAUUAUGGGUGCUGUUAAAUUCCUCCUUCAAAAAAAAAAAAAAAAAAAAAAUCACCCACGAUAACUCUGGUUUAUAAUAGGAUUUAAUGUGAGCCGUAGAUCUAGCGUGUAUAUUU